Messenger RNA from Elgaria multicarinata webbii, 990 nucleotides. Its product is annotated as olfactory receptor 5G9-like. The coding region runs from base 1 to 990 and encodes 329 amino acids. The transcript has 2 exons. Lineage: Eukaryota; Metazoa; Chordata; Lepidosauria; Squamata; Anguidae. The record is from RefSeq and is a predicted model, not a curated record. Gene Ontology annotation, biological process: G protein-coupled receptor signaling pathway; sensory perception of smell. Gene Ontology annotation, cellular component: membrane. Gene Ontology annotation, molecular function: olfactory receptor activity; odorant binding; G protein-coupled receptor activity.
AUGAAAAACCAAACUGAGAUAGCUGAAUUCAUCUUGAUUGGAUUUGAGGGUGAGCCACAUAUGGAGACAGCUCUAUUAGUUCUCUUCUUAAUGAUGUACAUCACCACCCUGGUGGGGAACAUUGGCAUGAUCAUAAUCAUCAGUGCUGACUCCCAACUUCACACCCCUAUGUACUUCUUCCUGAAGAACUUGUCCUUCAUAGAUAUAUGUUACUCUUCAGUCAUCACACCCAAAGCCAUGCUGAGCUUUGCCAAUGGGAAAAAGACAAUUUCCUAUAGAGGAUGUGCAACUCAAAUGUUCUUCUAUUCUCUUCUUGGGACCACUGAGGCUUUUUUUCUGGCUGGGAUGGCAUAUGAUCGAUUCAUUGCUAUCUGCAAGCCAUUGCUUUACCAUGCUACUAUGUCCAAGAAGAACUGUGCAUGUCUGGUGGUGGUUUCAUACUUCUUAGGCUUUCUCAACUGUUGCACCCAGACUACUCUCACAUUCAGUUUGUCGUAUUGUGAGCCAGGAGAGAUCAACCAGUUCUUUUGUGAUGUCCCAGCUGUCAUGAAGGCCUCUUGCUCAGACACUUUCACAAAUGAAAUUGUACUCCUAGUGCUUUGUGGGUCUAUUGUAGUAAUAACAUUCACAAUUGUCCUAACCUCCUAUAGCUACAUCGUAGUUACAGUGUUUCGCAUACCAUCUUUAAAAGGGAAAUGCAAAGCUUUCUCAACCUGUACUUCUCACAUCAUGGCUGUAAGCUUGUUCUUUGGCACAGCUUUCUUCAUGUACGGGCAGCCUGGGGCCAUCUCUUCUCCUAAUCAUGGCAAGGUUGUGUCUGUCUUCUACACCAUUGUAAUCCCAAUGUUGAACCCAUUAAUCUAUAGCCUAAGAAACACGGAAGUAAAAAAUGCCUUGGUAAGGCAGCUGAAAAGGGUGUAUUUCCUUACUCUUUUUUUUUUUGUUUUUAAAAAAGCAAACUCACAUGCCACAUAUGAAAAAUACUCUUGA